GCAUGACCCCCUACUAGUCGGCAGCUCACGUCUCCCACCAGUCCAGCCAGUGCAUUGCUUAGCUCUCCACUCCACCUUUUGUGUGCUGUUCAUGUCGGUGACGUCGUGAGCGGCACUACUUGCAACCGAGGUGGGAGGAGUGGCGUCCACUAGUAUUUUAGCUUGACCUUGUCGUAGAGGAUCAGGAUAAUGGAAGAAGAAACGCGCUCCGUGCGGAGGAGCAGUAGAUCCCGCUCCACAACUCCAUCAUUGAGUGUUGCACCUGCAGAAGUUGAACGACUGCAAGGAAUGAGGGAAGCCACGUACAGAAUCGAAAGGUUUCAAGCCAUCAGGGAAGUGGUCAUCGAAGGGCAGAAUGAAGUCUCCAUGAGCUCCUCUGUGUCCCAGACCUAUUCAAGGAAUGGUGAUGUUGGAGUGAACAACAACCUUUCCUUGGAAGCACAGCAAAAUGCCAUAAAUGUCAGCCAAGAGAAGAAAAAGAAGAAAACUUCAAAGACUGCAGAAGACAAACCUCGCAGAGCAACGAAGACACCUGCUAAAAAAUCCACCACAAAUGGCUCUGCGGCCAAAAAGAAAUCAAUUAGUCAUCAAUCAGAGGCAUCACAGGAUGAGAUUGUGGCCUCUACCAGCACAAAAAGGUCCAAGGCUUCGUCAAGAAAUGUGCCCAGCCUGGAUGCUUACAGGUCGACCAAGAGUUCCCCGAAAGCUAGCCCUCAAGCAAGGAAACUUUACGAAGAAGCUCUGAACGGCCAAAUUGACACAGAAAACUCAGUCUUCUUGAAAUUCUACCGCAACAUUGGCGAGUGGUGGAACUACUACAAAAAGACCGACUACACCUACUCGCCACUGUCUGAUCAGAGGUAUGAAAUCGCCCCUGGCUUUUACAACAUGCCAAAUCUGUCCAGAAGGCCGCUCGGCUCGUACUUAUCGUCUGUGUCAAAAAUGCAACGAAACUUCAGCUACAACUUGGCCCGAGAGGACUCCGACUCAGAAGAGUAUGUGGAUCCAAGGAGAUACUACAAAGAGGAGACUUUGCAGCAGUUCAGCAUUUGGCAGCGUGUUUCCCUGGCAGUAAAGACCUUCUUCAUCUUCAUAUACACCUACACCUUUGGUGCCCUUAUCGGAGGGGUUUCAUAUCUGGCCAACAGGAUCAAAGCUGCCUUUUCUGCUGUUAGAAACACAAAUGAAAGGGAAACCAAAUCCUACUAUUACUACAGAGAAACUGUGGUUUCUGACAACUUUGCUACUGAGGAGGCUAUCACCUGGAAACAGAAGAUUGCCGCCUUAUUUCUGAUGAUCUGGGGCGGCCUUUCCCGCAACUGGGGAAAAUUGCUUGGCCUUCUCCUUUUGCUGCUGCUGGCCUAUGCUGUUUACACAGUGGGAUGGUGUUCCUAUUUGACUGAUCUCUACGAGAGCAGCAGCCUCCUGCAUGACAGCAGCAACUAUAUGCACAAGACUGGCACCCUCAUCUUGGAUUCGGUGUUGAAUUUUUGGCAGCGCACUGUACAGAUUGCUGUGGUGCCCUGGCAAUGGCUCGUCGAGUUUACCUCUGCUCUUUUGAACUUCCUCCUCAGUGUGUUGGCUGCUCCGUUUCAAGUGGCAAUAUAUUUUUGUGGCUGGUUUGGAGCUGUGGGGUCCUCCCUCGCUGCAAAGAUUCAAGAACCUCUGUUUCAGUCAGUGGAAAUGACGGGCGAAUCCCCCUCUGAAUCUGAAAACUCAAAAGUUCCGAUUGUGUACAAUGCCAAUCCUGCCUUGGUCUACGAAAAUAAUAUAGAUAUUGAAGAGCUGGCCUUGAGGGUGCUGGGUACGUCAGCUUUUCAAAAUCUGCAGAACAAACAAGCAUCAUUUACAGAAGACAUAAAAUCUCAGGCCUUGGUGUUCCAAAAGAUAUCAGGGGAUAUUUCUGCUCUUGAUGAGAAGUUGGAGGUUUUGAGUAGUGGUGUUGAAAAGAAUGAAGAAAAAAGCCAGCUGCUGGCUUCGAUUGGGGGCAAGAUCGAUCACAUCGAGGAAGAGCUGCAGCAGCACUACUCUCACAUUUUGGGCAGCUCUGACUGUUGUGACAAAAUGCAGGCGGAAAUUGUUCAGCUACAGGGAAAAAUUGAUGCCAUGUCGCAGGCUGACCAAAGUCAUGUAGCUGCUGACUUGAUUCAGAGCCAGUCAGAACUGACUGAGAAACUGAGGGAGAGGAUCCAGAAGCUUGAGAUCGAUCUCAAAGCGGCUCAAGAAAAGAUACUUGCAAACAUAGAUUCUAAAAUGGAAGCAGCAGCCAAAGAAUUAGCAGAACUCCGGCAUCUCAAGACCUCAACUGCCACAAACGUUGGUGUUCAAUGGGAUACCUCUGACGAGAAACUGAUCGCCCUGAUUAGGCAGCAGAUUGCUGCAUUUGACGCUGACAAGACUAACCUACCUGAUUAUGCAUUGGAGUCAUCUGGUGGGAUGAUACUCACGACUCGUUGCACUGAAAGCUACGACGAGAGAAAUGCUUUCACCUACUAUUUGGGAAUGGACUGGCUCUACCAAAGAGUGCACAAACCAAACAAUCCAAGAUCAAUCAUACAGCCAAGUGUGAACCCUGGAGAUUGUUACGCUUUCAAAGGCGCAACUGGCAUCAUAUUGAUUGAGCUGUCCAAGAAAAUACACUUGACAGCGGUCACUAUGGAGCACAUCCCCAAAACCAUAUCACUCAACGGCAAUAUAGACUCGGCCCCAAAAGACUUCUCUAUUUGGGGCUUCAAAGAGGACCAGGAUACAGACCCAAUUCAGCUGGGCUCGUUUACUUACGUUGAUAACGGACAAGCACUGCAAACGUUUGAAAUUUUGGUUGAGCAUGACUCCUACCAGAAGGUUGAGCUACGAAUUGAAUCAAACCACGGGCAUUUGGAGUACACAUGCAUUUAUCGCUUUAGGGUGCAUGGCGUGCCCGUUUAAUUGAAGUGCAAAUUCAAGUUGUUCAAUGAGGCACCAAAGAAAGCAAAUGCCCAACAAGUACAACACUAGACUAUUUAGUUGCUGAGACUUCUCAAAGAAAUACGCACCAGAAAAAAAACUAACAAACUUGUGUAGAAACCUCCGUCCUCGGCUGUGAUCCUCAGUCGGUCCACAAGAAAAACGUGUGCCGACGCGAAAUUUCCUCAUGCUGCAGCAGCACACAUAGGAGCACCUAUUUUGAAGACAGUUUGUUUGCUACAUAGUGCUUCGACCGUGCUUAGGUGCUAUUUUUAAAUAUGGCUACAAUUGAUUUUGGAACUAUUGUAAAGUAUUGGGAUUGCUACUAACAGUCAUUUUGUAAUAAUCAAAUCAAUAUGAUUUUGUUCAAAUCGCCCUGCAUAUCGUUUUAACUUUUUUAAUUUAGCUCGUUCUGUAGGAAUUGAUCUGAUUGUAACUGUUGAUUCCAAAGUGUUUGCGUACAUUAUAUCUUUACUGUUGUAAUUUUGUGUUAACCAUUUUGAUAACAAAGUGUAUAUCAUGUUCCUUGACGGAGAUACUAAGCGACUCAAAUUUUGUUUAUAACAACUAUGUUGUGGCAAUCUACUAAUUAUCAUGUAUUGUACAUUUAUGUAUUCAGCAAUAUUGUUUAGGUGUAUUGCUAGUCAUAGAAUUUGUUUUGAAGAAUUUAAUUUUUGGAAAAUAAUGUUUUGAUGGAAAUUUGCUAGACUUAAAUUGACAUUUUUCUGAUGAAUAACCCAAUUAAAAAUUGGAAUCUACCAAUCAGCCUUAAUUUAUUUAAAA
Cloeon dipterum is the source of this 3729-nucleotide messenger RNA. RefSeq names its product klaroid protein-like. Gene Ontology annotation, cellular component: nuclear envelope; meiotic nuclear membrane microtubule tethering complex. The coding region runs from base 190 to 2928 and encodes 912 amino acids. Gene Ontology annotation, molecular function: protein-membrane adaptor activity. The record is from RefSeq and is a predicted model, not a curated record. NCBI's taxonomy places the organism in Eukaryota, Metazoa, Arthropoda, Insecta, Ephemeroptera, Baetidae. The transcript has 13 exons.